AUGUUAUUUAUUUUUCAAUUUUUCUUGAUUUUACUUAUAUUCUCAAGUACUUCAUCUAAACGACGUACUAGUUCUAAAAAUAGGCAGUUUGAAGCGCGCCCUGGAAUGGGUGGUUUGGUUUUAGAAGAAGCUGCUGAAGAUAAAGAUAAAGAAGUGGCUAAAGAAUCAGUAUUGAAACCUGUUUUCUCUCAGGGAACUAUCAAAAACGACACGGCAGAGAUGAAAAAGCUUACUUAUGAAACAUUAAAUGAUAAUACUGAAAUAAUGCAAGUGAAAAACUUUGAAGAAGGUUAG
Molecule: messenger RNA, 294 nt
Organism: Meloidogyne enterolobii
Lineage: Eukaryota; Metazoa; Nematoda; Chromadorea; Rhabditida; Meloidogynidae
Source: the annotation of a GenBank genome assembly